AUGCCAUCUUACAAGACGCUCUUCGUCGGGGGAUGCCCUACCACCAAAUCCCAGUUAUUCUCGCCACAGCAAGGGAACAAAUGCAGCCCUAUUCACACCGACAACACCCUAGAAAAGGACAUACGACGAGACCACUGGACGAUAGUUUUCUCAGUCGAACGUAUAAGCGGCGAGCGUGUGCUUGGGUGGCUCCGGCGUUUCAUUCUGGCCUUGGGGCCGUGGCUGGGAAUGGAUAUGGAUAUGGAUAUGGGCAAGGGCAAGGGCAAUGGUCACAGCAGGUUUAUUUUCAUCAUUGGGUUCCUCGGGAGAGUGACUGUCGGGGGAAGCGGAAGGGGACACGAAAGUAGUUUGUAA
Messenger RNA from Aspergillus chevalieri, 354 nucleotides. RefSeq lists its product as uncharacterized. Lineage: Eukaryota; Fungi; Ascomycota; Eurotiomycetes; Eurotiales; Aspergillaceae. The record is from RefSeq and is a predicted model, not a curated record. The transcript has 2 exons. Bases 1 to 354 code for a protein of 117 amino acids.